AUGAGGGAAGCUCUUGUCCUUAUUGCAGUACUUGUGCCGCUGGCAGAGCUCAGCUCGAUAAGCUUGACUCGCGUCGAGUGUGAAAAGAAUUCCAGAUACUUUAAAACUCUGAAUGUGUCGGCCGUAAACAGUACAAUCGCAGCUGAUAUUGAGUUGAUUCAGACCCUUAAAGCCGGAUUCCGGGGCCACAUCGAUGUGCAGCUACGCCUGAGUAAUGCCAAGAAGUUUCAGAGCCUGGUCCAGACCGACACCGACUACUGCGAGCUGCUCUCGACCCUGAAGGACUCACUCUUCCGGCGCUGGGUGAAGAGCGUGACCAAGAACAGCAACUUUAUGGAAAACUGUCCGAUUUCCGCUGGCCACUACUAUCUCAGAGCCUGGCACGUGGACAUGGGUCUGGUUCCCUCAUAUUUGCUAAGUGGAGACUACCGUCUUAGAGCUCUGGUUUACUACGGGAAGUAUCGCUCCAAGAAGCAGCUGUUCCUAGUCCAGUGCAUCGUGGAGGCAACAAUGCACAACAAAUAG
Molecule: messenger RNA, 525 nt
Organism: Drosophila kikkawai
Lineage: Eukaryota; Metazoa; Arthropoda; Insecta; Diptera; Drosophilidae
Source: RefSeq, a predicted model, not a curated record